Messenger RNA from Carya illinoinensis, 2190 nucleotides. RefSeq lists its product as uncharacterized. NCBI's taxonomy places the organism in Eukaryota, Viridiplantae, Streptophyta, Magnoliopsida, Fagales, Juglandaceae. The coding region runs from base 1605 to 2159 and encodes 184 amino acids. The transcript is spliced from 2 exons. The record is from RefSeq and is a predicted model, not a curated record.
CCUUGUUAUAAAACUACUUAUCGCAGAUUGUAUACUGUGGAAAUAAUAUUCCCGUGAUUAUUUUGUUUAGUUCUAAUUGAUAAAAAAAAAAGAUUUAUAAAUACUGCAAGAUUGCAAUUUGUCAUACCUUGGCUGGAUGUUGAUUGGUCUUUUCUUUAGUUCUACAAUUAUGGGACCUAAAUUAAAAUGUUGAUGAAGUAAGCACCUGCUGCAUUGCAGCCUUGGUUUCUUAGACCUCUCUCAGCACAUACUAGUACUAGAUGCAACUACCUUCUUUAUUUUUCACACUGAAAUAUUGAUUGCAAGUAGUAAUGAAAAAAUUACUAGAUCUUAUUGUUCUGUGAAAUAUUGAUCAAGUUGAAAGUCUCAAAAAUGUUAUUUUCAGAUUGAGUAAUGAUGCCACACUCUAAGAUCAUAUUUAUAUCUAUAAUUAAAAAUAUUUAUUGUGUCACUUUCAUUAAAAAUAAUUAUUAUGGUUGGUAUGGUUGCAUUUGUUUUUUUCCCAAAUUUUGUUAUUAGCUAUGUGCAUAUUCAUUCCUCUUUCCAGAGGGUAAUUUGAUCUAUGACCCUUGGACAUAUGCAGUGUUUCGUAUCUCUUGGGGGAGGGGCUGUUAUUAGGCUAUGAUGAUGGUGUUAUUGUACUGAUUAAUUCAUAAGUGUUAAUGGGCCCCAUCGAUAUGGCCGGGUAAUCCUCGCCCGAAUGGCCAUAUUGCAGUUUGUGAUACUUUCCACAAAAUGCAAUUGGAGUUUGGGUGGGGUUUUGCAGCCAUUCGAUGCAAGUCACAUCUUACGCAUGCUGUCAAUAUUUACACCAUUCUGAACCACAAUUAUUAAUAUAUUCGAUAUAAUGCGACCGGAUGGGGAUGCUCUUAUUUAGCAGUAUUAUGAUUUGCUCAUUGUUGUUUGGUUGUUGUUUUGUAUUAUGUUGUGAUAUAGAAGUAAUGUGAAAACUAAUAGAAGUUGGCUGUGAUGAUGACAAAGCCUGGUGGACAUACAGGAAAUUUAUGCUCAUUUCCUCAAUGGCUAGGUAACUCGGACGGCCAACAAGUAUUGGCAACCGGUUGUUGCAGCCAUUAGUGGGUGGCCAAAUUUCCAAUGAAUCACCAUUCGGUUCCUGAGCCUGCGACCCCGACUAAAACCCAAAUUUAGUCGUUUCUUGUUCUAACAUGUCAUUUUAUUUAGAAAUGGAUUCACAAGAUUCUGGACAUAUGUACUUCACCAAUCUCCUUAGUCAAGAUCCUCAACUCGACCACACUUACGGUGGGCAAAGUGGAACCUAUCUGGUGACCCUUGAUGACUCUCCACCCCUACCCCCUAACGAGCCUAUAGGGGUUAAGAAAUCAGUCAGGGGUGCGAACUUCACCCCCGAAGAAGACAAGUUACUUGUCUCUGCAUGGCUAAAUUGUAGCCUUGAUGCCGUCUAGGGAACAGAUCAAAAACACUCCCAACUUUAGGAAAAAAUUUAUGAGUACUUCCACCAAUUUAAAGAAACCAUAAAUGAGCGGACAAUAAAGUCUUUAAUUCAUCGAUGGUCGGUUAUCCAAAAGGCCACAAACAAAUUUUGUGGGAAACUAGCCCAAGUUGAAGGGUUAAAUCAAAGUGGCAUGACCGAGCAAGAUAAGUUUGACAAGGUCAAGGUUAUGUACCAAUCGCUAGAAAAAUGCUCCUUCCAGUUCGAGCAUUGUUGGCACCUGUUGAAGGACCAACCUAAGUGGAUUUGGAGUGCCACGAAGGAGGAUCCAAAGCGAAGGAAAACGAUGUCCCCAUCCCCGACGCCAACUCGAUGUUCUGGCGCUACAGUUGAUUCAGUUUUUUAUCUCGAGGCGGAUCAUGUGAUGGAGAAUGAAGUUAUCGAGCCCGACCGACCAAUGGGAAGGAAAGCUGAGAAAGGAAAACGAAAGGCCCAAGGCCAGCAUGCAGAGGAGAACUUCCAACUUAGGAAGAUGAAGUAUACUCUGUUAGAGGAGUCAAGCGCUCAGGAGAAAGAGUUUUUUCGUCUUAAAGCCGAGAAGAUGGCGUAUGAUAAGGAGACGGAGGCCAGAAAAUUACGUCAAGAGGACGAACGGCUUCGGUUGGAGGCUGAGAAAGUGGAGCUCGCGAAGAAGGAAUCAGAUCAGCGCAUUAUGAUGAUGGAUGUGAGUGUCAUGCCAGAAUUGUAGCGGCAGUUUUUCCAGCAACUCCAGAGGGAGG